AUGGCGUUACGAGAGCUGCCAUCUGCUUUGCGGCAGCUGGUUACAAGGGACUUACGGCCCACGUCGAUAUCGGCAGCAUUUAUCGCGCGGCGAUAUGCUUCUGGGCAAGCUGCUGCAAUCCAGGAGGCAUCGGAGGAUCUCAAGGAUCUCGAAUCGCAAUCAGCAUUGACUUCGACUGAAAUCUCCCAUGAGACAAUAGAUGCAUACGACCCUAUAAAGAGAUCUCAGGGCCGCAAAAGAGAGCUUCCAGCCAGUCGAUACCAAUAUCGAUCACCAAGAUACUACAGAGGACCUCUACAUCCUCAUCAACCUCCUCCAACCUCUGACCCUGCCUCGCGACAAUUCGUACCCGGUCCCUUCGCCCGCACCCGUCUCGAACAAACAUGGCAAUCCACCAUCGCUCCUGAUCUAAUGACCUUGGGAUACGUUCACAAACCCCCCGGAACCAUUGACGCCCCCAAAUCAGACCGAUUGAGAAGCUGGGAUGACUCCUCUCCAUACCACAAGAACAGGCCCAAGCGUGGGCCUCGAGGUCCAGAAGGUGUGCUCAGACUGAUUGAGAAAGACAUCAACUUCCGCAACAUCCCUAAGAUCGAAGGAGUGACAAUACACUCUAUGGUCAAAGGUGCGAUGGAAGACUCAACCCAUCUGCAUGUAGCUGGGAUGGUGCUGCAAUCGGUGAGUGGGGUACGUCCAAAGGUUCAUAGGGCAAAGCAUAGUGUUGCGCAGUUUGGGAUUCGGGAGAGGACGCCUAUUUCUUUGACUUGUGGGCUGCGUGGGAAUCAGGCAAUUGAGUUUGUGGAUAAGUGCAUCAAUAUCGUCUUCCCGAGAUUGAAGGAUUGGGAGGGUAUCGAGGGUACGACUGGUGAUAGCAGUGGGAAUAUCGCUUUUGGUUUCAGCAGAGAGGGUGCGAUUCUAUUUCCAGAGGUGGAAAUCAAUUACGAUAUGUACCCACCAAGGUUGAUUCCCGGUUUCCACGUUAUAAUCCAUACCACCGCCACUUCAGACAGGCACGCGAGGCUACUCUUGAGCGCAAUGGGUGUUCCCUUCAAGGGAAAGUUGGUGGAUUAA
Lachnellula hyalina is the source of this 1071-nucleotide messenger RNA. It is a transcript of the gene mrpl7, whose product is annotated as putative 54S ribosomal protein L7, mitochondrial. Gene Ontology annotation, molecular function: structural constituent of ribosome; RNA binding. Bases 1 to 1071 code for a protein of 356 amino acids. Gene Ontology annotation, cellular component: cytosolic large ribosomal subunit; ribosome. The transcript has 3 exons. Gene Ontology annotation, biological process: translation. The record is from RefSeq and is a predicted model, not a curated record. NCBI's taxonomy places the organism in Eukaryota, Fungi, Ascomycota, Leotiomycetes, Helotiales, Lachnaceae.